GCUAGAAGUAUGCUGAUUUUACAGCUGAUGGAGUAAACAAAACAAGCGGGUGGUGGAAGGACUAGAUCUAGCAGACUAUUAUGGCAUCAUUUGAGAAUUAAGAGUGUUUGUGGCUUGUGAUCUGAACUGCCUUUAUGUAUAACGUCUGAUAAGAGGGAUAUUAAUCGUCGAAAAUGGAAGUUAAGGUCCUCUCCAAGGUAGACGAAGCCAUUCUGCAUUUGAUGAGCACCACCUCAAUCACAAUAGAGAACUCCUACCGCAGGUCAACCAAUGGAUCGGAGAAAAAAAUAGUUUUUAAGACGCCAUGGGUCUUUCGUGCACUCCCUGUAUUAGCCUCUUUUGAUAUAACGAGUAUUAGCAAACUGAACAUAUACUUGCGCUCCAAUGCAGAGACCUUCGUCAAUCUUGGAACUGGAACGAUCGCCCAAGCCAUCUGGAAUGAGAUGCCGAGUGAAAUAAAGGUGGUCAAAUUCAUGAUCAUAACUCUCAGCUCUCGACCUGAACUGACCAUAGCACAAAUCCUAGCAAUUGUUGACCGCGACCAUGAAAUGCCUACAAGACUUCCAGACAAGAUUAGUGUUCUUGAUUUUCUACGGCGAUAUCCAGACUUCUUUGUAGAGCUUGAAAACGAGACUUUCACAACUAAUGUAAAAACCGUUUGUUCAUUUCAAUAUGACGCCACACGUCUAUCCAAAGUGGACAAUCUCAUUGUCAUGGAAUAUAUCCAAAGAUUCGUCAAUCAAAAUGGACUGAAAUCCGUAUACGUCACACUGAAAGGUAUUCAGUCUUAUCUUCGACACUUCAGUUACGAAGUUAGUUUAGAGGCGUUGCAAAAUUUUGUGGACCAAUUUUUUAACAUUACCCCACGUUUCGACGAAGAAUCGGCCAAAAUGAUUGUGGUAGACCCUGAACCAAUUGAACCAAUGGUGGAUGAUUCUGAAACAACAACAUCAACAACAACCGUGUUGGAGUUUCUCGGGCCGGUUUUUGAGGAUGUCGAAUCCGUGGAUGCCGUGGAGGAAACCGUACAAGCCGCAAUGGAGCCCUCUGAUGCACGGGAUGAUUCAGUCUCCAAUUUGUCAGAUCAACCAUCAGAUGCUGAACCUGAAUGUGUAGUGAAACUCCGACAGAUUUUUGAAAACUGUCCGAUUGGCAUAUGCGAAGUUCGAAAACAAUUGCAGGCUCAGGGGAUUCAAAUAAGCAAGAAAGUGUUGAGGCUGACAAUCGAGACCCAUUUUCCUGAAUUCAAAAUCGGAGAAAGCGGAACGAUCCUGACGAAGGAGUUACAAUAUGCGAAGAUGGUGGAGAGAAUUCUGAAAAAUGAUUGUCCUAUAAACUUGGGGGAUAUCAGAAAGGCGCUCGACUCUCAAGGGACCAUUUUGAAUAACGUGGUCCUAAGAUCAGUGAUUGACGGCCAUCUCCCCAAAUACUCGAUUACUGAUGGAUGGGUCGAUCUCGCUAAAGUUCCGACUCCUCGAGCAAGUGCUAAUGAUCUUCCUUUACCUCGUGAAAUGAGGAUGGUUCAGGCCAUGUUGAAGGUCAAAUGUCCAAUCCACGUGGCUGAAGUCAUAGGCCGAAUGGAAAAGCAAGGUGUGGAUAUUUGUAAAACCAAAUUGAGGAAGGAGUUACGGGCCCAUCUCCCUGAAUUCACGAUUAUCAAAACCUUCAUUGUCCGAACUCAAAUCCAAAGCCAGGUGAUGACUCAGGUCAAAGAGACAGAGAAAGGCAAUGAAAAUCUGAAGAAACUAGAGAGUAUUCUGAAGAAGAGUUGCCCAAUAAAUUUGAGUAAAAUUCGUGAGCAACUAAGAGCAACCGGAAUAUCCAUGAGCAAUCUGAAUUUAAGGUCUACUAUCGAGAAGAACCUGCCCGAUUUUAAAACCACCGACAAUGGUAUCGUGAUGUCAGUCAAAGCAGACAAAAUCAACGCGGUUCAAAGCAUUUUGAAUGAAAGCUGUCCAAUCAAUAUGGGUCAAGUUCGAGCCGAAUUGAAAGUGCAAGGAAUUCAGAUGAACAAUAUAAAUCUGAGAAAAAUAUUGGCAGACUAUCUUCCCGAGUUUCAGAUUGGCAAUGGUGGCAUGAUUUUUCGGUUUGAUGACGCUUGUCGCAAAGCCCUCGAAUCCAUUGCUAAAAGAGGAUGUGCUCUGGGAGUCCAUGACAUUUUGACCGAGUUGAGUGCCAAGGGAAUAAGGAUGAGUGAAGCCAAUUUAAGAUAUGUAGCCAAGGGUUUCCUCCUUGAUUUGAAUAUUAAAGCCGAUGAUGAAGCCGUGGACUAUUUUGAGAAAGAUAUCCUGGCCAGUGACGAAAGCCAGAACUCGAGUGAUGUUGAGGAAACUCAAUCCGAAGCCGACUACUCCGAUGAUGAAUCGAGUGGGGAUGAAUUCACCAACCAUCUCCUCUCCUCAAUUCCAAAAGUUCAUCUUCAACUUAUCCAAACCAUCUUAGACGAAAAGUGUCCUAUUUCUAUAACUGAAAUCCGAAUGGAAUUGAUAUCUCAUUCCAUUUCAUUGAGUCGAUCGUUCCUACGUGACCUUAUUGUAAUGGAAAUCAGCGACUGCUUCAUUGUUGAAGGUUUCGUCUAUCUGCCCACUUCAAUCUCAGCUGAAGGCAGUUUCAUGGCGAAUGUCGUCUUAGAGGCCCUCCGUUCGAUUAUGCAAAACGAAUGGUCUCAUUCAAUUGACAAUUUGGUCCAUAUUUUGUCGACCAAAAGCAUUGAAAUAACACAAAAUAAGCUGGAGCGGAUGAUCUCGGAAUUCUCGUACAAAUACAAGUGCCAAGACGGUUUUGUGAGUCAGGUGAUAAAAGGUCCUAAACACGUGAUGGAUCCGGAAUCUUUAGAAGAAAUCGUCGAAUGCUUGAAAUCAUUGGAUGUCGACGACAACAACUCGUUGAAAGUUGCGAAUGAAAAGCGCCUUUUUAAGAAAAGAUUUUUGGAAGACAUUUUAGGCAACAACGAUGUCUACUGUCUACUCAAAAGCCUGAUCGUUACUGAAGAAGGGAUCGGUUUUGUCAAUCCCCCAGAAGCCCAAGCUACACAAAUCAGAGACCUUGACGAGCCGAAGUUCGAACCAAUAGCCCAAUUACCACCGAUAAUCAAAGAGCUUAAGGAGCCAUCCCCUGAACCAGGAAUCCAAUUAGCCCAAUUAAGACCACCUCUGGAGACCAAUCCGGAACUAAAUGCCCAAUCCUCUCAUAUCGAUGAGCCACAUCCCAAACCACUUACCCAACCAGCAUUUAUAGAGGAAACAAAGAUGGCCAAUGUAGCAGAGGACCCUUUAUUUUUGUCAUCAGCCUUGGAGCUUGAAGUUCCGGCAAAUGAAGACAUCGAAACAGCCGAGGAAGUUAUUCCAAACCUCCUUCCGCCAAGCUCCAGAAGUGCUGAUCUUGACCAACUCAGACGCAAGUUACCUCAAUGGGAUAUUUUCUUGGAUGAAGCCCUUGAUAUGACCGAAGAUGGGGAGGGACCGUCAAACUCGGAUGACUUGACUCCAGGCAGAGCAAAUUUACCAGAUCUCCCAACCUCGACGCCCAUCAAUCCGAUCGGGAAUGGGCCCCAUUUGGUGGCGAAAUUGACAUCUUCGAUUGCCAAGCUCGAGACCAAGGAGAAGAAAAAAGACGAUUGUAUCCUAUCUUGAACCAAAUUUGUAAUCGGUACCUCAAUUUGGUCCUGCGUCAUUCAAAAUAUACUUUUGAAGGCUUUAAAGAAAAACAUCAUGAACAAAUACAUCAAACGAACAAAGUUGAUUCGAAAAUCAAUUCGACAAAAUGGCACUGGCCCUCUCUGGAUAUCUUAAAGCAAGCCUUUGGUUGCGUUGAUCAUGGUAUAUGGAUAGAAAAUCAUGGUAUCCCAGAACACACUUCCAAUUUCAAUGGUUUUUGCUCCAAAAUCUUCCCUCUUUGUUUCUGUUUAAAAGUUGUAUCGACGAAUGCUUAUAUGCAACUGACACAGGGGUGGGUCACUUGUUUUGGAUAAAGCGAACAAUUCAGAAGAUGCCUAAUACUCAUAUCCGUCUUGAGUCCAUUUCUCCAGUUGUUGGCCGAGGAUAUUUCUUUGAAAUCUUUCAAAGCACUCCUCUUGUCGCUUUUGUUCUAUGAAUGGUGGGCAAGCUGAUUUUCCAGCGGUUGAGCGACAAAGUAAAUAAAGUAAAGAGAGUAAAUGUUUGUUGUGUACUCAGUAUUACCCUUGUAACGGCUUAUUAAAAGCUCUGUCCAAGGCCAAGCCCAUCCCAUCAUUGAGUUGCUCCCAACCUGCCCAAUGGCUACACUCCAGGACUACAGCUCUCAAGGGGCUUCGGGCAUCUCCGUUAUGUCCUCCAACUUCACGCCAUCUGGCGUCCAAGGCAACAACGAAAUAUACACUCUCCUCAAAUGUCUGAUCAUUUCCGAAGACGGAAUAGGCUUGGUCAAUGAGUCGGAUCCUCGUUAAGAAAGCUCUUCAACCCCAUUAAAAGAUGCUUCAGAGCCAAACCUUGGAAGUGAAAACCAAUCACCAGUUUUCAAGGAGUUGACAAAACCACAACCACAUCCUCAAAUAAGAUUUCUUCGUUUCCAAGAUUUUGAGAGGGCACAGAUCUCCGCAGCAAAAGGAAGAACCUCUUGUUUGCUAUCAUGAGUCUUGAAUCAAUCCAUCAAACCCAAGACCAUGGCCAAAAUAUGUUCACUUAACUCUGUGAAGUAAGAGGAACAGGACCAACUUGCCCGAAUUUGUUCCUACAUUGGAAAAAGUGUUACUGAACUCGAUCAUCAGGCGCAAAGACUUGCAAACAGUCAUUGAAAGUCAAGAACCAAUGGAUUUGCGAGAGAACCAAACCAAAAUGUGGUUAAAUUGGCGCAAAGACGAAGAGAACCCAAACUGAUCAAAGUUCUCAAUCUGUUAUGUCUUGAGCAUCCUUGGAUAUGUGUAAAUCUAAGAGUUAUUUGAUUUAUUUGAGUCCCUCUGAUUACUCGCAAUUUCCGAUUUGAUGUGGCAUAUUUUUGAAAACCAACCGACGAGGAGCAUUGGUGUUAGUAGGUCCAAAACCAAAAUUAUGACGAUAAUAUAACCUCUUGGCAUUAAAAUAAUAAAGAAUGAAUCUCGAUGCAAACCAUAAUACCAUCCUGGUCGAAGUUCAGUAACACAGGGAGAGUAUUUCCAAUUUCAGA
Tigriopus californicus is the source of this 5139-nucleotide messenger RNA. RefSeq lists its product as uncharacterized. Bases 174 to 3632 code for a protein of 1152 amino acids. The transcript is spliced from 5 exons. NCBI's taxonomy places the organism in Eukaryota, Metazoa, Arthropoda, Copepoda, Harpacticoida, Harpacticidae. The record is from RefSeq and is a predicted model, not a curated record.